GCUCUCCCGGGUCACCUGGCCGGCGGCGGGGCGGACCAUGGCUUUGAAGGACACGGGCAGCGUCGGCAGCACCAUCCUGCCCAUUAGCGAGAUGGUCUCUUCGUCCAGUUCUCCUGGCUCGUCGGCAGCCGCCGCCCCGGGGCUCUGCGCGCCCUCGCCCUUCCCCGAGGUGGUGGAGCUGAACGUGGGGGGCCAGGUGUAUGUGACCAAGCACUCGACGCUGCUCAGCGUCCCGGACAGCACUCUGGCCAAUAUGUUCUCUCCUUCCAGUCCCCGGGGCGGCGCGCGACGCCGGGGAGAGCUGCCCAGGGACAGUCGGGCGCGAUUCUUCAUCGACCGGGACGGCUUCCUUUUCAGGUACGUGCUGGAUUAUCUGCGGGACAAGCAGCUCGCGCUGCCGGAGCACUUCCCGGAGAAGGAGCGCCUCCUGCGCGAGGCCGAGUACUUCCAGCUCACCGACCUGGUCAAGCUGCUAUCGCCCAAGGUCACUAAGCAGAACUCGCUCAACGACGAGGGCUGCCAGAGCGACCUGGAUGACAACGUCUCGCAAGGGAGCAGCGAUGCGCUCCUCCUGCGGGGGGCGGCGGCCGCCGCGCCUUCGGGCCCGGGAGCGCCAGGCGGCGGGGGCGCGCUGGACAAGCGCUCCGGCUUCCUCACGCUUGGCUACCGCGGCUCCUACACCACAGUUCGAGACAACCAGGCAGAUGCCAAGUUCCGGCGGGUGGCGCGCAUCAUGGUGUGCGGACGCAUCGCGCUGGCCAAGGAGGUGUUCGGUGACACUCUCAACGAGAGCCGCGACCCCGACAGACCUCCUGAAAAGUACACGUCCCGCUUCUACCUCAAGUUCACCUACUUAGAACAGGCGUUCGAUCGUCUGUCCGAGGCCGGCUUCCACAUGGUGGCCUGUAACUCCUCGGGCACUGCCGCCUUCGUCAACCAGUACCGCGACGACAAGAUCUGGAGCAGCUACACGGAAUACAUCUUCUUCCGACCACCUCAAAAAAUAGUGUCACCAAAACAAGAGCAUGAAGACAGGAAACAUGACAAAGUCACAGAUAAAGGAAGUGAAAGUGGGACUUCCUGUAAUGAGCUCUCCACUUCCAGCUGUGACAGCCACUCAGAGGCAAGCACUCCCCAGGACAACCCACCCAAUGCUCAGCAGACAACAGUUCACCAGCCUAACACCUUAACUUUGGAUCGCCCUUCCAAAAAGGCACCCGUGCAAUGGAUGCCCCCACCAGACAAACGGAGAAACAGUGAACUCUUUCAGACACUCAUCAGCAAGUCCCGGGAAACAAAUCUUUCUAAAAAGAAAGUCUGUGAGAAGCUCAGUGUAGAAGAAGAAAUGAAAAAAUGUAUUCAGGAUUUUAAAAAAAUCCACAUUCCAGAUUAUUUUCCAGAGCGCAAACGCCAGUGGCAAUCUGAACUGCUGCAGAAGUAUGGGUUAUAGUAAUUAUCACAUUCCUGCAGUAUUUCAAUGACAUUCAAUGUUUACUACAGUGUCACUACCUGACUGUGUCUUAACAAUGGUCAGUGUGAUUCUUGCUGCUCUUCUGUUUUGUGAACAGUGGACGUAGGACAGUAUAUUCUUUCAUCCCUUUGUUGUUGUUGUUUCUAGAAAUACUUAAAAAAGACCAAAACAGAACCAAUAAAUAUUGAAUCAAAAUGGUGUGUCUGAAUCAAACCACUUUUCAAGAAUGAAAGUAUAAUGUGCAUGAUCAAGAAGCUUAGAAUCUUGAUUUUUGAACUGUGGUCAAUUGGAUAUGUUUGUCAUUUUGUCGUUCACUAAAAAGAAAUCAUCAUAUCACUCCAAAUAAAAUGACAAUGUGGAUGAAGCAACAUCAAAUAUUAGAUGAUGGUUUUGGGACCCAAAUCCAAAACUACUUACAUGUUAAUGCAAUAAAACAAGUAUUAUUUCUGCAUGAACACAAUGUUACAAAUAAAUCACAUGACAUAAGGAAGAUCUGUUUGAUGCUUGGGAAGAAAAAAUAUUACAAAAAUGUAAAGGAGAAAACAUGUUUCAGGUAAAGCCUGUAAAUGUAAGCUGUCCAGGAGAUUGAAUUUUAUUUGUUCUGGAUCUGUGAUUUUUUGUGUAUGUGUAUGGUGUUCUGUACGUUAAGAUGAUGUAAAUACGCCUUAUACUAUUGUGUUACUGC
Molecule: messenger RNA, 2156 nt
Organism: Pteronotus mesoamericanus
Lineage: Eukaryota; Metazoa; Chordata; Mammalia; Chiroptera; Mormoopidae
Gene: KCTD8
Product: potassium channel tetramerization domain containing 8
Exons: 2
Coding region: 38-1450 (470 amino acids)
Biological process (GO): protein homooligomerization; regulation of G protein-coupled receptor signaling pathway
Cellular component (GO): signaling receptor complex
Molecular function (GO): protein binding
Source: RefSeq, a predicted model, not a curated record